UUUGCCUGAAAUAUUAAAAAAAAAAACUAAAAUGAAGAAUCAGGGUUCAUCAACCUCUACUAAUAAUAUAAAUUUGAAAAAUGCUAAUGUCGAUAUUUUUUUUGAGGAAUUUGAUGAAAAUGAUAUUUCACAAAUGGAUGUCGAAUUAGCAGAUUUUGAUAUGGGUGAUAAUAAUUCAGUAAUGGAGGAAUUUUUUGAUAUUCAAACUUUUGAAGAACAAACUGCAAUUGAAGAAAGAUCGGAUCCUUAA
Molecule: messenger RNA, 250 nt
Organism: Racocetra fulgida
Lineage: Eukaryota; Fungi; Glomeromycota; Glomeromycetes; Diversisporales; Gigasporaceae
Source: the annotation of a GenBank genome assembly